GUUCGGGCAGCAGGCGGUUUAGGAUCAGGAAAAGAAGAUGCGGGGAUCGGUUGUGUGUGUUAUGUUGGUGGUGUGCGGGUCGGUGCUGGCUCAGGAUGUUCCCCCGUACACCGAGGAUUGCAGAAGUGGGACUUACCCCCCUUCAGGACCUACGUUUAAAGGAAAGGUCCAGUGGUAUACAGUAAAUUUGGACCAGCCCCCAUAUGAGAGAUGGCAGAAGCUGAUCAGUGAUAAGAAGGCCCCGCUAAAUGAACUAAUUCAGCAUAUCAAGAACCUGGCAAAAGCAAUUUUUCCAAACCUUAUCGACAUAGUGGAUAAUAAAUUGCCUUUCCUUAUUGGAAAACUCCCGUCCCCGUUUGGUGAAGAAAUGAAAGGUGUUGCAGAUGCAGCUGGCCUGCCACUAGGGGAAAUUAUGUUGUUCAACAUCUUUUAUGAAGUCUUUUCUGUUUGCACAUCAGUAGUGGCACAAGAUACCUCGGGCAAGUUAUUUCAUGCAAGAAACCUGGAUUUUGGAUUAUUUCUGGGCUGGGAUGUGAAGAACAAUUCAUGGAUAGUCUCUGAGCUUCUUAAACCCCUCGUGGUCAACGUGAAUUUCCAAAGAAAUAAUAAAACAGCUUUCAUGUCUACAAGUUUUGCUGGAUACAUCGGAAUGCUAACUGGAAUGAAACCUGGUGUCCUUACUCUCACUAUGAAUGAACGUUUCAGUUUAGAUGGAGGAUACAUAGGAAUCUUGGAGUGGAUACUUGGAAAAAGACAUGGGGUGUGGAUGGGCUUUCUUACCAGAAGUGUACUAGAAAAUGCUACCAGUUAUGAUGAAGCUAAAGAUCUUCUAUCGAAAACGGAGAUGCUGGCCCCGGCGUAUUUCAUCCUGGGAGGUAACAAGCCCGGCCAGGCCUGUGUCAUCACACGCUCCAGGACAUCCUCAAUCAAUUUCUGGGAACUGGAUACUCAGAAGGGUGAAUGGUAUGUCCUGGAAACAAACUAUGAUCACUGGAAGCCUCCACUGGUCAUUGAUAACAGAAGAGAUCCAGCCAUGAAAUGCAUGAAAACAAAAGGCCAAAAGAGCAUUUCAUUUACAACAAUCUAUGAUGUGCUUUCUACUAAGCCUGUUCUUAACAAGCUUACCACAUACACAGCCAUGAUGUCGAUUUCUGAGAACAAGUUUGAGGCCUACCUCAGGGACUGUCCACACCCCUGCAUGCCUUGGUGAGAAGACAAAUGGCGGAAC
Nanorana parkeri is the source of this 1228-nucleotide messenger RNA. It is a transcript of the gene ASAH1, whose product is annotated as N-acylsphingosine amidohydrolase 1. The record is from RefSeq and is a predicted model, not a curated record. Gene Ontology annotation, cellular component: lysosome. Lineage: Eukaryota; Metazoa; Chordata; Amphibia; Anura; Dicroglossidae. The transcript is spliced from 14 exons. The coding region runs from base 38 to 1210 and encodes 390 amino acids. Gene Ontology annotation, molecular function: fatty acid amide hydrolase activity; N-acylsphingosine amidohydrolase activity. Gene Ontology annotation, biological process: fatty acid metabolic process.